Molecule: messenger RNA, 1455 nt
Organism: Macrosiphum euphorbiae (potato aphid)
Lineage: Eukaryota; Metazoa; Arthropoda; Insecta; Hemiptera; Aphididae
Source: the annotation of a GenBank genome assembly
AUGUCCAAUUUAAAUGAUGAACCUGGAACUGCAGCGUCUGAUAAUGAUAGUAGAGCGGCCGUGCCAGUUGCUAGUCGUCGUAUGAGCCUUGCGGCUGAUCUUAUGAUGCACAUAGAGCGUAGAGCAGCUGAAGGUUCAGCCAUGUUUCGAAGCAACGUGCACAACGUAGUUGAAGAACUGCGACCAAUAAUUACAGUGGCACGCCACCCCGACCCUGGGUCACCACAACCACUUGGUCCCAGUUCAUCUGUGCGCCUGAGUUUGCCUACCUGGUUGAAUUUAAACACCAACAAUGCUCACUUACCUCUAUCUCCUCCCAGUAUAACAGAAACAGAAGACCAAAACUUUAUAACUGCAGGAGAGGUUAGACCGGUUGCAACAACUCCAAUAUCACAAAGACUGCCUUUGACUACUCAAAGAUCACUUACUGAACCAAACAAUGAUGUAGCAAUAGAUAUGAAUUUAUCAAGCUCAGAUUUAAACGUUGAACAGCUGCCUCAAAGUCCAGGAGGAUCUUCACUUAAUGGAUCUAAUAAUAAUAACAAUGAAAAUCAAAGCGAAGACGAUGUUCUUCGGCACAACCCAGAAAUCGCUCAAAUGCUGAGUGUAGCUCUUAAAUACAUUCCAUUCUUAUUGAUACUUUUAUCAAAAGCUGUAUUCGACCAUAUUCCAGCUAUUCUGCUCUUUUUGGUGCUCUUUAUUUCAUUUCGUUACUUCAACAAUGUGGUAAAGCGUGAGGUGGCCAAACAAUCACAGCGCAGUAUUGGCUUUUUGCUGUUUGCUAUUUGUCAUAUGGCCAUGUCUGUAUUUCUAUUCUACUUCUUCUACAACGACAUGAACUUACACUUUGGAUUAAUAUUUAUUCCUCCUUACACACAGUCCUUGACAAUUAGCAAUCUAUUAUGGUCAAUAGCAGUGGAUGAUUACAUUUUAAAAUUAAUAACAAUCAUUUUUAAAAUAAUAAUUAUCAUGAUGCCAAUAAAAGUUUUACCAAUCAUUAAACGAGGAAAAGUAUACCUGUUCAUUGAAGCUACAUCUCAAUUAUAUCGGUGUUGUGUGCCGAUCCAACCUUGGUUGUAUUACAUGUUAGAAUCUUAUCAGGGUCCAAAAAAGGUAAUUGGAGUCUUUUUAUCUGCCGCUUACAUGGUGUCAAAAGGUACCGAUUUAAUGGGUUGUGUGAAACUAUGGUGGACAGCCUCAUACAAAUUACUUCAGAAUGUUGCAUUGGGAACAGCACCGAGUAAAGAGCAGCUGACUAUAGCUGGCAACAAUUGUCCAAUAUGCCAUGACGAGUAUGCUACACCUGUUUUGUUGCAAUGCCAACACAUAUUCUGUGAAGCUUGCGUAGCCAAAUGGUUUGAUCGCGAGCAAACAUGUCCACUUUGUCGGGCAAAACUCGUCGAUGACCCUGCUUGGCGAGAUGGUUCUACGACUAAUUUUAUACAACUCUUUUAA